AUCAGCCCAAAUUACAGUUGAAAUAGCCCACUGUUUUUCUAACCCAAAAAAUAUGAAAAAAUAUCAGUGCUCUGGCAUUCAAGGAGAAAACCCGAAGUACUCUGUAAAUUAUUUUCUAUUUUUGUGAGAAAAGCCCGUCUACGGAAUCUGCCAUCACUGACCACUUGCCGGCGUCUGCCGGGAGACAUUGCGGCGUCUCUACUCUCACCUCCCAAUACCAUUUAUCACCCUAGAUAUGGCGACGAAAACAGGUGAUGGAGUCGAGGAGGAUGAAAAUGUAUUUCCUUCAAUUCCUGUACAUAUUGUGACUCAACCAGGGCAACUGCCUGUUGAAUUUUUGGAGCCUUCUCCUGAGAACCAGUUUGCUGUUGGUUUUGAUUGUGAGGGUGUUGACCUUUGCCGCAAUGGGACUCUUUGUAUUAUGCAGAUUGCCUUUCCAGAUGCAAUAUACUUGGUUGAUGCCAUUGAAGGCGGAGAGUCUCUGAUCUUAGCUUGUAAGCCUGCACUUGAAUCUAAUUACAUCAUCAAAGUCAUUCAUGACUGUAAACGAGAUAGUGAGGCAUUGUAUUUUCAAUUUGGUAUAAAGCUGCAAAAUGUCAUAGAUACACAGAUUGCAUAUGCUUUGAUCAAGGAGCAAGAAGGACAAGCAAGGAUUCCAGAUGACUACAUAUCAUUUGUUAGUCUCCUUGCUGACCCAUGUUAUUGUGGAAUCUCUUACGAUGAGAAAGAAGAAGUGCGAGUUCUUCUAAGGCAGGAUCCUAAGUUUUGGGAAUACAGACCACUCUCUGAAUUGAUGGUCCGUGCUGCUGCAGAUGAUGUUCGCUAUCUUCUUAGCAUACAUGAUAAGAUGAUCAAAAAGUUGAAGGAAAGGUCUUUAUGGCUCCUUUCCCUGCGUGGUGCACUUUAUUGCCGUUGUUUCUGCAUAACUGAUAAUGACUAUGCAGAUUGGCCUCCUCUUCCAUUGCCCCCAGAAAAUCUUAUUGCUGAUGGGUCGGAAGAAUGCUUGUCUGUUCUUGAUGUCCCUCCGGGUCAAAUGGGACGUAUCAUUGGACGAAAAGGAGCUUCUAUUCUCGCUAUAAAGGAAUCAUGCAAUGCCGAAAUACACAUGGGAGGUGAUAGGGGUCCUCCUGACAAGGUUUUCAUCAUUGGACCAGUGAGACAAGUGAAGAAAGCAGAAGCCAUUCUUAGGGGAAGGCUAUUAGGUCCCAACUGAACUUUUCAUGUUCUAGAUAGACAGCGCCCCUCCCUCGCUCCCUCACUCCCUACAUACAACAACAUCCAAGCCUUAACCCAAAAGCGUUUGGGGUCGGCUCCUCCCCUACAUAAAUAAUAUUAGUAUACUAAUAAUCAUAAUAACAAUUAUUUAGAGAGCACUCUUUGGCCAUCUCACAAUUUCCAACCCCUAGAUGUUGGCAAAUUAUUACCCGCACAAGUCACAUCUAAAUUGCACGGACACAUGGGAAGCAUUGGGAAACGGGAAAUGUGAAACCCAAUCUUUUAAUAGAAAAACAAGUAUCUCAGGAGUUUACUAAACAAAAUGUAUUCUUUCCCAAGAUUUUUUGUGCUUAUAGGAGUUGCUAGGGGGUAGGGUUUCUUUAAUAGGGUAGGCUAGAGUGCCGACGUCUUUUUGAAAUUAUGUACUUCGUUGUUUUUUUUGGUGAAUGUUUGGCACAAAAAUAAAGCAGAUUAAAUUGGGUUCUCAGAUGCCUAAAAUUUCUCUGAUUAAUGAAUGUUGUCU
Molecule: messenger RNA, 1738 nt
Organism: Cuscuta epithymum
Lineage: Eukaryota; Viridiplantae; Streptophyta; Magnoliopsida; Solanales; Convolvulaceae
Source: the annotation of a GenBank genome assembly